AUGCCUCAGUUACUGCGAAACAUUAAUGGAAUCGUUGAGGCCUUCGGACGCUAUGCCAGGACAGAGGGCGACUGCACAGUGCUCACCAGGGGGGAGCUGAAGAGGCUUCUGGAGAAUGAGUUUGCAGAUGCCAUCGUGAAACCCCACGAUCCUGCCACGGUGGAUGAAGUCCUGCGUCUGCUGGAUGAAGAUCACACAGGGACUGUAGACUUCAAGGAAUUCCUAGUCUUGGUGUUUAAAGUUGCCCAGGCCUGUUUCAAGACACUGAGUGAGGGUCCUGGAGGUGCUUGUAGAUCUCAAGCAUCUGGAAGCAGCCACUCUGGGUCCUCAAAAUUGCUGCAGGAAAGUCAGAGGAGCAGCACUGAAGUAGGGAGGGAUGAGAGAUGGCAGCAUCAUGAGGGGAGCAGCUAUGAACAGAUGGAGCAGGCUUCUAGAGGGCAGGACAGGCCUGGAACUCAGUACCAGAGAGAGGAGAGGGCGAGCCGGCAGACUCAAGCCAGGGGGCACAUGGAGCAGACCCAGAGAACAGGAGAUGAUAAGAGUCACCAAGACAGAGAGGGGAGGAGAGAAAGGCAGUCACACGUGGGAGGACACACAAAUGAGAGUACAACUAGAACUGCAAUUCAAACGCAGAGAGGUACAUCCCAGACUCUGGAGAAGGACAGGCACCAUCACACAGGAAGGACCAAUGUCCAAAUCCAGGAGUCCACCCAUGGCCAGACCAGAGGGAAUGAGACACAUGGUCAAAACAGGAGUCAAAACAGCCAGGCUGUAGCAGGCGGGCACAUGGAGGCAGGGUCAUAUACUCAGACACACACUCAGACCAUAGAGCAGAGACAGACAGGAAACACUGGCAUCCACACCCAGGAGCCCAUCUAUGGUCAGACCAGUGGAACUGAGACUUACGUUCAUGAUAGGAGGCAGACCAGCCAAGUUGUGACAGGAGGAUACAUCCCAACACAGGCAGGGUCACAGACUCAGACACACACCCAAGUCAUGGAGCAGGACAGAAGUCAUCAGACAGGAAACACCAAUAACCAGACCCAGGGGUUCACCUGUGGCCAGACCAGAGGAACUGGGGGCCAUGGUCAAGACUGGAGCCAGACCAGCCAAGUUGUAACAGGAGGACACAUCCCAACACAGGCAGGGUCAUAUACUUGGACACACACUCAGACCGUGGAGCAUGGCAGAAACCAUCAGACAGGAAGCACAGGCAUACAAACACAAGAGUCCACCUGUGGCCAAACAAGAGGAACCGAGAGCCAGAGUCAAGACUGGAGCCAGACGAGCCAGACUAUGACAGGACACAAUCAGACGCAGACUGGGCCACAUACUCAAACACACACCCAGACUAUGGAUCAGGAUAGGAGCCAUCAAACAGGAAGUACCAGCUUUCAGACAGAGGAGUCCACAUGUGACCCAUCCAGGGGGAGAGAGGUUCACAGUCAAGACAUGAGUCAGACCAACCAGGCUAGGACAGAAGGACACAUCCAGACCCAAGCAACAUCACAAACCCAGACUGUGGGGCAGGGCUGGAGCCAGAGUGUAAGCCAUGCAGGGGCUAGCGGACAGGGACAGACCCAGAUGCAGACAAGUAGCAGUCAAACCCAGAUACCAGUGGGCAACUAUGACCCAGGAAAGCCAGGAUCAGGCAGUCAGGACCAGACUGGAGCCAGAUCUGAGACCGGAAGGCAGAACUGGAGCAACCCUCAUGCCAGUGGGACAGGAAGACAGAAUGAGCAAGACACAGAGUUUAGAGGGGAGUGGGUCGAUGACCACACAAGGGAGAUAGUGAUCCGAAGUCAGGACCAGGGCAGCCUGCAUUCUGAGCAUCCUUCAGCACAGGUCAGGAUUCAGCCUAGUCAGAAGUAA
Perognathus longimembris pacificus (Pacific pocket mouse) is the source of this 1872-nucleotide messenger RNA. RefSeq names its product cornulin (gene Crnn). The record is from RefSeq and is a predicted model, not a curated record. The transcript has 2 exons. Gene Ontology annotation, molecular function: calcium ion binding; transition metal ion binding. Lineage: Eukaryota; Metazoa; Chordata; Mammalia; Rodentia; Heteromyidae. Bases 1 to 1872 code for a protein of 623 amino acids. Gene Ontology annotation, cellular component: cytoplasm. Gene Ontology annotation, biological process: regulation of phosphatidylinositol 3-kinase/protein kinase B signal transduction; cellular response to cytokine stimulus; positive regulation of cell cycle G1/S phase transition.